AUGUCAUUUAUAUUUAAUAAAGAAACGUUUGAGGAUAAUUCAUUCAAUGAGGUGAUGCAAGAGAAGUUGAUGAGGGCUUUAAACCCUGAUAUGGGGGAUGCAGCGGGAUUUGGUGGGGGCAGUGCGGGGGCGGUAGGAGCGGGGGGUAUGGAAGGGGACGGAGGAGAAGGGGGAGGGCGGGGCAGAGGGGCCGGGAGAGAUGGUGGUGGAGUACGAGGACAGGGAGGAGGUAAUGGGCAGAACGUGAAGAGUGGGUUCAGUAAGGUUGAUAUUCUGAAGUCCGGGAUUACGGUGAAGAAUGUUGAAUUUCCCACGAUACCUCGGCUUGAGAUCUUGGAUUUGGAUGUGUCGACGCAAUCGAAGUCGCUUAUUAAAGGUAUCUGCAAAGUGAGUUGCAGGGAUGCGAUGGUGCAGAUAACAACGGAGAUAGAGGCUAAUUUGUUGUUGCUGCAUGCAAACAGUUCUCCGAAGUUUAUCAUGCCGAAGCUUAUAUCGAAUGAUUCAUUUACGGUUCCGAUUACGAUGACGUUUGAUCGGAUACACUUGGAGGCAAUCACAAACAUAUUUGUGAAGAGCACCGGGGUUGGUAUUUCGUUCAACGAUGUAAACUUGGAUUUCAGGCUCCAGUGUUCGAUCAAGCUGUUGCAGACGAGUAUUGAGAAGCGGUUGAAGGCUUCGAUGGAGGAAGUUUUCAAGGACGUUUUGCCCAGUGUGAUAUUUAAUAUGUCGCAACGGUGGUUUACUCAUGGGGAGCUGCAGGCUCCCACUUCGAACAAGUUGGAAGUUAUUUCUCAGUCAGUACCGCAGCCUAAAACGAUAUUGGAUGAUUCUGAUUUGACAGACUUGUCACCGGCAAAUAUGUUACGGUUAUCGACUCUAGUGUCUUCCAGGCAGACUUUGUGUUUGAAUCCAACGGCGAUAAAUACGAUUUCCACAAUACCUGGAUGUCUCGAGAGACAGAAUUUGCAUAGGUUCAAUCUGCGUAUCCCAUCGCUAAAUAACUAUUAUAAGGAAGCCACGGGCACGCGCUUGGAAGAGAACGUUGCAAACCAGGAGUUAUGGGGCAGGUCUGCUAAUACUCCGAUUUCCGCCCAGUCAUCGUUUAAAAUUGAAAAUACUUUGCCGCGCGAGGUAUUGGAUUCGAACUCGUAUGAUUUGAGAGUUAUCGCUGCUAUACAGACCAAAAUAUACGAAAGAACCGGCGAGGAUACUCCAUUAAGAAGAAGAAAGAUCCGAGUAGGGAGAAAGAGACCACCCAAAAGCGGAUCCAAGGCACCAAACUCACCAGAAACUAGCAGCAGCAUUGGGUCAGCUACACCUCUUUCUCCUCUAUCUCCAUCGACGUCACAUGAUACAAUAACAAACACAAAAAGAACAUCAGAACCAACAGCAGGUGCAGGCGCAGCCAUGGCAGACACAAAUAUUCUUAACCCUACCAAGAAUAUUGACGAUAUAAUUGAAGGUAAAACAGCGCAGCCAGUAUCUGCAGUUAGUUCAUCAUGUAUGUCCGGCAGUACAGUCACCGAUUCCGCGGAAGCUAACCUAUCUUCACUAUCUAACAUACUACCACAAUACCCACAAAUAUCUACUACAAACUUACCACUAGGAAAAAUAUAUUCGCAGUUGAAUCUCCUGGAUGAUCCUUACUUCCACUUACAUCGGCGUGAUCUACAAGAAUUAAGAACGUUCUUGUCGUCUCCAAUUCGUGGCAGCAGAUACUACGUAGUUCCCCAAGUCCUGGCAGACUCCAAGGACCCCCCUGCAUUGCUAUCCGAUAACGGGAAACGCUUUAGCUUUGUUGGCAUAAUGAACAACCAAAGUUGGAAAUGGGGCAAUGACCCUCCUCCUCCAUAUCGUGAAGUGCUUUCAACGAACAUCAACUAA
Messenger RNA from Eremothecium cymbalariae DBVPG#7215, 1884 nucleotides. RefSeq names its product ERMES complex subunit MDM34 (gene MDM34). Gene Ontology annotation, molecular function: lipid binding. Gene Ontology annotation, biological process: phospholipid transport; mitochondrion organization. The record is from RefSeq and is a predicted model, not a curated record. Lineage: Eukaryota; Fungi; Ascomycota; Saccharomycetes; Saccharomycetales; Saccharomycetaceae. The coding region runs from base 1 to 1884 and encodes 627 amino acids. The transcript has a single exon. Gene Ontology annotation, cellular component: ERMES complex.